GCUGCUUUCUGCCGCCGCCGCCUCCUCCCUGCCGGCCCCCCGCGUGGCGCGCGGUGUUUUUGUCUUCGUGGAAGAUGACGGCGCCUUGGGUCACUUUCGCCCUGCUUUGGGGAUCGCUUUGCGCAGGCCCAGGGCGUGGGGAGGUUGAGACCAGGGAAUGCAUCUACUACAAUGCCAACUGGGAACUGGAGAAGACGAACCAGAGUGGUCUGGAACGUUGUGAGGGGGAGAAGGACAAGCGCCUUCAUUGCUAUGCCUCAUGGAGGAAUAGCUCUGGCACCAUUGAGCUCGUGAAGAAGGGCUGCUGGCUAGAUGACUUCAAUUGUUAUGAUAGACAGGAAUGUGUAGCCACCGAGGAGAACCCGCAGGUCUUCUUCUGUUGCUGUGAAGGAAAUUUCUGCAAUGAAAAGUUCACGCACUUACCUGAGGUCACUGGCCCUGAAGUUACCUAUGAGCCACCCUCGACUGUCCCUCUGCUCACAGUGCUUGCUUAUGCCUUGCUGCCUAUUGGAGGCCUUUCUCUGGCCAUUGUUAUUGCAUUUUGGAUGUACCGGCACCGAAAGCCUCCCUACGGUCAUGUGGAUGUCAAUGAGGACCCGGGUCCUCCACCUCCUUCACCACUUGUUGGCCUGAAACCAUUGCAACUGCUGGAGAUCAAGGCCCGGGGACGUUUUGGCUGUGUCUGGAAGGCUCAGCUUAUGAAUGACUAUGUAGCAGUGAAGAUUUUUCCAUUACAGGACAAACAGUCCUGGCAGAGUGAACGGGACAUCUUCAGCACGCCAGGCAUGAAACAUGAAAACCUGCUCCAGUUCAUUGCAGCAGAAAAGAGAGGUUCCAACCUGGAGGUGGAGCUGUGGCUCAUCACGGCCUUCCAUGACAAGGGUUCUCUCACAGAUUACUUAAAAGGGAACAUUGUUACUUGGAAUGAGCUGUGUCACGUAGCUGAGACCAUGUCCCGAGGCCUGUCCUACCUGCAUGAGGAUGUGCCCUGGUGCCGAGGAGAGGGCCACAAGCCAGCCAUUGCCCACAGGGAUUUCAAGAGCAAGAACGUCUUGCUGAAGAGUGACCUCACGGCUGUCUUAGCUGACUUUGGACUGGCUGUGCGGUUUGAACCAGGAAAGCCACCAGGGGACACCCAUGGACAGGUAGGAACCAGGCGGUACAUGGCUCCUGAGGUGCUGGAGGGCGCAAUCAACUUCCAGAGAGAUGCUUUCCUGAGGAUUGAUAUGUACGCAAUGGGGCUGGUACUAUGGGAGCUGGUGUCUAGAUGCACAGCUGUGGAUGGGCCUGUGGAUGAGUACAUGUUACCUUUUGAGGAAGAGAUUGGUCAACAUCCAUCCCUGGAAGACCUGCAGGAAGUGGUGGUGCAUAAGAAGAUGCGCCCUGCCUUCAAGGAUCACUGGUUGAAGCAUCCUGGGUUGGCACAGCUUUGUGUGACGAUUGAAGAAUGCUGGGACCACGAUGCCGAGGCCAGACUCUCUGCAGGCUGUGUGGAGGAACGUGUUUCCUUGAUCCGCAAAUCUGUCAAUGGCACUACCUCGGACUGCCUCGUCUCGCUCGUGACAUCUGUCACCAAUGUGGACUUGCCCCCCAAAGAGUCGAGUAUCUAAGUCCUGGGUCCUAUUUGUCUUUCCAGACUCAGUGAAUUUGAAGAAGAAAAAAGUAAAAAAUAACAAAAAAAAACAAAAACAAAAAAAAUCCAUAAAACCAACGAACACAUGAAUGCAGCUGCUAUUUUAUCUUGACCUUUUUAUUAUUAUUAUUAUAAUUAUUAUUAUUAUUAUUGUUAUUUUUUGAUUGGAUCAAUUUUUAC
This is a messenger RNA of Dromiciops gliroides (monito del monte), 1813 nucleotides long. It is a transcript of the gene ACVR2B, whose product is annotated as activin A receptor type 2B. Bases 75 to 1610 code for a protein of 511 amino acids. Gene Ontology annotation, biological process: activin receptor signaling pathway; cellular response to growth factor stimulus; protein phosphorylation. Lineage: Eukaryota; Metazoa; Chordata; Mammalia; Microbiotheria; Microbiotheriidae. The transcript is spliced from 11 exons. Gene Ontology annotation, molecular function: ATP binding; activin receptor activity; activin binding. Gene Ontology annotation, cellular component: activin receptor complex; plasma membrane. The record is from RefSeq and is a predicted model, not a curated record.